AUGAGGAAACUUGAGUCACCGGCUCAAUUAAACGAAAAAAACUCUCACUCGAACGAAUUUCAUCAUCUGCAGCAUACCCAACUUGGUGAUCAUAGUCAAACAUCUUCAGCUUCUUCUUUCAACCUUAACUUUAAUCGUCGAACACUUCAUCAUACCGAGUUAAGGGAAUUGUCUCCAUAUUCCAUUUCGACCGAAUUGAUCAGUCAUCCUUCAGAUCUCAAUUUACAAACUUGUUCCGAACUAUCAGAUCAAGAAGCAAUUCGAAAAGAAUUAUCUCAAUGGAGUUUUCCUGACGAUUUACCGGUAUCGAAACGAGAGAUCAUUUGGGGACCUUAUGCUGAAUCGAGCACCGACGAAAACCUUUGUAUUCCUGCUCAAUGGCAACAGACUACACCUAUCAGUAUUUGUAAGCAAGAGCCUGCUACAUACUAUCCACCAACGCCAACAUCGCUAAAGCGACCAAGGAUCCAAACCGACUUGAUCAAUGAACGUGAUGCAAAGAAUUCAGAUCCAAUCAAUCGACAUCCAAAGCGAACACGAAGGAAAUCUUCAAAUGAAACUGAAUUAGGAUCAGAAUUAUAUUCACCUACAAUAGUAUCACCUACGUAUGAUCGAUUUAAUAAAGUCUUUACGAUCCUUGAAGGUCUUUCUCCUCAAUCAGAUACUUCAUCAACCUACUCGAACAAUUGCCUUGAAUGUCUUCAUUCACAACACGGAUCAAAUACAUCGUCAAAUCCUUUUGAUAGUAGUGCAAGUUCAACAUAUCCUUCUUACCAACCUACGUCUAUAAGUAAUCAUCAUCAAACUUUUAGUUGGUAUAAACCAUCUAUCAAUUCAAAUCAUUCAACAUGUUGUAUAACUUCAGAACAUUGA
Molecule: messenger RNA, 873 nt
Organism: Melampsora larici-populina 98AG31
Lineage: Eukaryota; Fungi; Basidiomycota; Pucciniomycetes; Pucciniales; Melampsoraceae
Exons: 3
Coding region: 1-873 (290 amino acids)
Source: RefSeq, a predicted model, not a curated record